This is a messenger RNA of Thrips palmi, 2197 nucleotides long. Its product is annotated as angiotensin-converting enzyme-like. The coding region runs from base 133 to 2169 and encodes 678 amino acids. The record is from RefSeq and is a predicted model, not a curated record. Gene Ontology annotation, molecular function: metallopeptidase activity; peptidyl-dipeptidase activity. Gene Ontology annotation, biological process: proteolysis. The transcript has 12 exons. Lineage: Eukaryota; Metazoa; Arthropoda; Insecta; Thysanoptera; Thripidae. Gene Ontology annotation, cellular component: plasma membrane.
ACGACCACGACCGGCAUGGUGGCGCGGCGCGACGGCAGUGGUGUUGCGUGAGGCCGCGACCACGACGACCUGCUCCUCGCGCACCUCACCUCCGCGACGUCGCCCCUAGGAUAACAUCGCCCCUUGACAAAGAUGGUGCGCGUGGCUGCCUUGCUGCUGGCGGCGGGCUGCCUGUCGUGCCUGGCCGGGCCGUCGUCGGCGAGGUGCCUGCGCGGGUCGCGGGGCGUGGCGGUGGCGGGGCGGGGCCCCAACCGGAGGGUGGCGCGCCAGGCGCCAGCCAGCCCCAAGUACGAUGCGGCCUUCAUCACACAGUACCUGGCCACCACCUACGAGCGGGACGCCAGCGCCGCCUGCAACCACGCCAUCACCGCCGAGUGGGAGUACAUCACGGACCUCACCAACAGCACCAAGGAGGCCAUCUACAAUGAAGCGAGCCUGUCGCUGGCCGCCUUCGAGAAGGAGCAGUGGGACGAGUACUUCCAGAACCUGGACCCGGAGGAGUACGAGGACCCCGUCGUGCGGCGCCAGGUCGAGUUCCUGCUGUCGCUGGGCGUGUCCGCGCUGGACGAGCAGGAGCUCAAGGACCUCAACACGUACGAGCUGCGCAUGCAGAACGUGUACAGCACCGCCAAGAUCUGCCCGUACCGCAAGCAGCGCUGCGACCUGGGCAAGGAGGGCUACGAGCUGGACCCCGAGAUCGAGAGCGUGAUGGCCAAGAGCCGCGACUACGACGAGCUGGCGUACACGUGGAAGGCGUGGCACGACGCCUCGGGGAAGCACAUGCGCCAGGACUACAAGAACUACGUGGCGCUGCAGAACAAGGCCGCCGUCGCCAACGACUUCGAGAACAUGGGUCACAUGUGGCAGGCGGGCUUCGAGACGGACUACUUCUACGAGGACAUGCAGGACCUGUGGGACCAGGUGUUCCCGCUGUACGAGGCCCUGCACACGUUCGUGCGCCGCCGGCUGCGGGCCUUCUACGGCGACAAGAUGGGCGAGGAGGACGGCCUCAUCCCCGCCCACAUCCUGGGCAACAUGUGGGGCCAGUCCUGGAUCAACGUGUACGACCUCGUGGAGCCCUUCCCGAACGCGUCGUCGUACGACGUCACCAAGGCCCUCAUGGAGCAGGGAUACAACCCGCUGAGGAUGUUCCGCAAGUCCGACGAGUUCUACACGUCCAUGGGGCUGCAGUCCAGCAACAUGUCCUACGGGCCCAAGGCGGUCAUCGAGAAGCCCCGGGGCCGCGAGAUCAUCUGCCACGGCUCGGCCUGGGACUUCUGUGACAGGAAGGAUUUCAGGAUAAAGAUGUGCACGAAGGUGAACCAGGACGACUUCAGGACCAUCCACCACGAGAUGGGCCACAUUCAGUAUUACCUGCAGUACAAGAACCAGCCCUACAUGUUGCGUAGCGGGGCCAACCCAGGCUUCCACGAGGCCAUCGGAGACACCAUCGCGCUGUCCGUGGACAACCCCAAGCACCUCAAGGCCAUCGGGCUGCUCAAGAACUACGAAGACUCGGACGAGAGCAGCAUCAACGCGCUCAUGAAGAUGGCCCUGGAGAAGGUGGCGUUCCUGCCGUUCGGGCUGCUGGUGGACAUGUGGCGGUGGGACGUGUUCGCCGGCAACGUGACGGAGAGCGAGUGGAACCGGCACUGGUGGCUCCUGAGGGAGGACAUCCAGGGCCUCCGCGCGCCCGUCAGCCGCUCCGAGGAGGACUUCGACCCCGGCGCCAAGUUCCACGUGCCCGGCAGUUACCAGUACAUUUCGUACUUCGUUGCGGACAUCCUGCAGUUCCAGCUGUACAGGGCGCUGUGCAUCGAGGCGGGCGAGUACCGGCCCGACGACCCCACCAGCCCGCCGCUGCACAAGUGCGACUUCUACAACUCCAAGGAAGCUGGCGCUAAAUUCAGCAAGGGCAUGGCGCUGGGGGCGUCGGUGCACUGGAGCGAGGCCCUGGAGACGCUGACGGGGGAGACCGAGCUGAACGCCACCGCUCUGCUGGAGUACUUCGAGCCCCUCCACCGGUUCCUGAGGGAGGCCAACGGCGACCUGGAGGCCGAGGCGUCGCCCGUCUCCGAGGACGACGCGAGCAGUGCCGCCACCACCGCCACAACGACCGCCGCCACCCUCGCACUGCUACUGCUCUCGAUACUUAAUCGUUACCUUUAGUAAAGUGAUAUUUUCUUUUUUUGUUAAA